Molecule: messenger RNA, 1231 nt
Organism: Aspergillus sclerotioniger CBS 115572
Lineage: Eukaryota; Fungi; Ascomycota; Eurotiomycetes; Eurotiales; Aspergillaceae
Exons: 2
Coding region: 232-1080 (282 amino acids)
Biological process (GO): rRNA processing; ribosomal large subunit assembly
Cellular component (GO): nucleus
Molecular function (GO): exonuclease activity; nucleic acid binding
Source: RefSeq, a predicted model, not a curated record
UCCAGAUAUCAUCCCUCGGUUGUCUAACACCGAGACCAGAGCCGUGGAACCGGAUGUGCUGCCGAGCCAGAUUCCAGUCAUAAGUAUCUCGCUACUGUAAAUGUUGUCGCCAAUCACCCAUACAUCAGCGGCCGUUUUGCUGUGUUAGGCCCAACAGAACAAGACUUACUCUACCUAGAACUUCAAGCAAGAUGCCACCCCAUACCUCGUCUUCACACCCAGGGGUUCACCAUGUCAGCCAUUUCAAAAGGCAAAGGAAAUCCACGGAUAGGAACCAUCCUCCGAACUAAGUUUGAGAAUACACCAACGUCCCCGACAAACCGACAUCAAAAACGCAAAGCUGUCGUCAUCGACUGUGAGAUGGUGACGGUGUCGUCCGGCCGCAGACACAUCGCUUCCAUUGGGGCAGUAGACUUUUUGACCGGCGAAGUGCUUCUGAAUCACCAUGUCUACCCGGAAAUGAGGAUCGUGAAUUACAACACCCGCUACAGUGGCAUAAACCACGCGAGCAUGAUGGCGGCUGUUAACAGCGGAGUGGCGCUCAGAGGGUGGGAGGGUGCGCGACAGGCACUGUGGGAACAUGUAGACAAGGACACGGUGCUUAUCGGACAUGCGCUGCAGAAUGAUCUUGCUACUAUCGGAGUGAUUCACUCGAGGGUGGUUGAUUCGCAAAUCCUGACCGGAGAGGCUAUAUUCCCGACGCUUCCUGUUGUGGAUUCCCUCCCUCGACUUACUGGGUUGAAGGGUCUGACGAGUGAACUCGUGGGGUAUGAGAUACAGACUGGUCGAAAGGGACACACAGCUCUUGAGGACGCCUAUGCCACCCGAGACGUCAUAAUAUGGUGUCUUCGGAAUCCUGGACUCUUGGAUGAUUGGGCUGUUCGGGAGAAGAAACAGUAUGAGGAGUACAAAAAACAGCAGAAAGAGAAGAGGGAACAGAAAAAGAAGAAGGAUGCUGCCAAAGGCUCAGCUGCAGCCGUCGCUACUGAUCCUGUGAAACCUUUGCAAACCAAUAACUCUGACGAAUGUGGUAGGGAACGUGGAUCGGACAUUGCUGAGGGAUCCGGCCCCUCACCUUGAUUCUCGAUAUGAGCGGUGUUCGGAUUAGUUGAAUGGUGCUUUUAUUGAUACAAGGGAUAGAUUAGAUUCCUGGAGCGACAUGAUGAAUUAUGCUAUGAUGUACAACGCUGUGGUGUUUGUUGAUUUGUUGAACCGAUUGCUCAAGCUUUCU